UUUUUUUUUUUUUUUCCUUUCUGUUUAUAUAUAGAUAUAUCUUUUUUCUUUUCUUUUUCUUUUUUUCUUUUCUUCUUCUCCUUUUUUUCUUCUUCUUUUAAUUUGAUAAUGGCAGCAACUACUUCUAUGGUUUCUCCUUCUAAAUCUUUAAUUACUCCUAACUCAGUUACAUCUCAACUAAAUAUGAAUUCAGGUAUGAGCGAGUUACAAAAUAUCCAAAAUUCGUUGAUCGAAGCAUUUGGACAGAUAUGCUCAGUUGAACAAAUGGAAGUUUGUCAAAAAUUGGGAAUGUUAUCUAAAUAUGAACAGCAACAAGCCUAUAAGAUGGCUAGAGCACUUAUUGAACAUCGUCAGUUACCAGUAACUAUAGAAGAUUGGAAUCAUUUGACAGAAUGGGUUUUAACUCUUCGUGAUCGAUACAACAUGCAGCUUGAAUCACAAUGCAUACGCCAACACGCGAGUGAUCUUGAACGGAUUAGUCACUUGGAUCAAGUACAACGCAUCAGUGGUUUAUUAGAAGAGUAUGGUCAAGCCCAUGAAGACCUUACAGAUUUAUUACAGGCUUUAAAAAAGCUACGUAAUGACUGGAAACAUCGUAAAAGAGAUGUUGAAAAUAUCGUUCUCUCUAUCUUAGCCUCAGCUCAAUUAAAAUUCCCUGCUUAUCGUGUUGUAAAAGUAACACGAUCUCAUUUAGCUACUUUAGGACUCGGCUUCAGUUCAAUUGGAAAAUAUUAUAUCAUCUACGAGUCCUGUAUGUCAGAUGAAUCUAAGAAAGAGGUAUUGAACAAUAUUGCAAAGGACUUUAGUAUGGUCUUUCAAGAGAAUGCAGCACAAAAUUUAGCACGUAUGGCAGGUAGCUAUCAUCGUAUCUUUCAACAAGAAGAAGAUAUAGACGUUUUAGAUGAAAUUCAAAAACUUAUACAAAAAGUGUUUAUCAUUCGUCCCAAAUCUGUCAUUUUACCCUAUCCAACUAGUUUACCUACUGCGCCAAGUCCAAGUAAUGGUUCAUCAAGUAAUAAUCAUAUACCUCAUCUUAAUAGAAGAAAUUCUUCAUUCUUAGAAAGAAGGAAAUCAAUCAUUAUCCUAGAAAAUAAUCAAGAACAAGAGGAGACGAAUACGAAUGAAGAGAACGAUGGAGACUUCAAGAUGCCUAUGGUCUUCAAUAUGGCAAAGCCCGUAUUUCAACCAGCAGGAUGGGAUUGGCCUCAUAUCUUGAAACAUAAGAGACCAAGGACAAAAAGUAGUGGCAAUUCGAAUGGAUCUUAUUAUUGGUGCAAACAAUUUCUCUCUAGUUCUUCCUAUUCUAACACGAAUAAUGCAAAUGAAAGGGAGACGACCCUAGACGAUCAUAGUGGUGUUUGGUCUACUUCAAUUUCUCGUCUCUCUGAGCACUUUGCUAAAAUAGGAUAUGAUUACUAUUCAAAUAUGUUAAAUAAUGCAACAUUAAUGCACUCUCAUAGAGCACAAAUGUUUGAAUUUGCGACUCAUUCUUUAAUGAAAACCUAUCGUGCACUUCAACUAGAACAAGGAUGCGCAAACUUGAGUCGUACUUUAGUUUUCCUUUACAAAUUACAACAAGAAGCACAAAGAACUUAGAUUCCUUUUUAUAUAUAUAUAUAUAUACCUUAAUUAUUCUUCUUAUCUUAUAUCAGACCUCUCGUUUUAUUUAUAUAAUACAUAGAAAUAUAUACAUAUACAUAUAUAUAUAUAUAUAUAUAUUUCCUUAAUUACU
This is a messenger RNA of Cokeromyces recurvatus, 1732 nucleotides long. RefSeq lists its product as uncharacterized. The record is from RefSeq and is a predicted model, not a curated record. Lineage: Eukaryota; Fungi; Mucoromycota; Mucoromycetes; Mucorales; Mucoraceae. Bases 109 to 1596 code for a protein of 495 amino acids. The transcript has a single exon.